Salarias fasciatus (jewelled blenny) is the source of this 1597-nucleotide messenger RNA. RefSeq names its product sialic acid-binding Ig-like lectin 7. Bases 53 to 1243 code for a protein of 396 amino acids. Lineage: Eukaryota; Metazoa; Chordata; Actinopteri; Blenniiformes; Blenniidae. The transcript has 8 exons. The record is from RefSeq and is a predicted model, not a curated record.
UCCUUCUAUUUCUCUUCACUGUACUGUUUUGGUGACGAGUUUGAAGACAGUCAUGUCUCUGAAUAUCAUGAUGAGGAACAUUUUACUGAGUUUCCUCUUUGUUUCAAGGACUUUGGCUUGUUCUGAUGACGCAGAACUGUUCAUCACUGCACCGGAAAAGUUGGAAGCCCUGAGUGGAUCUUGUCUCCUAAUCCCUUGUAAUUUCAGGACUGCAGGAGAAACUCAGUUUGACAGCAGCAGAACCACUUUUGGAGUGUGGAUUAAAAAUGAUAAGAAUUUUGGCCCCCAUCCAGAGAAUGUGAUUUUCAACAGUAGUCGGCAGGAUAGCGGAUACCCGAUGGAGAUCACUGGAGACCUGUCUAAAAAGAACUGCACCACACUGUUUCAUCAUCUAACGACAAGUUACUCACACAAUUAUUUCUUUAGAGUAGAGAACUGGCCAUACAAGGCAACAGCUAUUUGUGAACGUCUUCAAAUCAACAUUGAAGAUUCUCCUCCGAGGCCCACAUUACAAGUCUCAGGUGAUCAGAAUGAGCUGAAGGAGAAGGAGUCUGUCACUAUAACCUGCUCAGCUCCCACUCCCUGUCCACACCUCCCUCCUCGACUCACCUGGAGCCUCCAACAAGACGCUCACAGCCAAACAGAGGAAAACACAGAUGGAACUUUAACCACUAAGAUCCAGCAGACCAUCACUCUGUCAGACCAACAUGAUGGAUUCAAGCUCAGCUGCUCUGCUGUGUAUCCUGUUGAUGGAGGAGAACUUGUGAAAACAGCUGUGGCAGAGUUCACUCUCAGAGUUUCUUAUGCUCCUAAAGACACGUCAGCCUCCAUCAGUCCAUCAGGUUUGGUGUCUGCAGGGAGCUGGGUGAACCUGACCUGCUCCAGCAGAGCCAGACCUGCUGUCAGCUACACCUGGUUCAAGAUCAGUGAUCAUGGAGCAGUCAGAGUGUCUGAAGGAGACUUUUACAGCUUUAAUGUGACGGAAGGAGGAGCUUAUUACUGUGUGGCUGCAAAUGAUCUGGGACGUCAGACUUCAGAGCAGAUUCAUCUUUUGAGAGAAGCAGACGAUCAGAGGUUUGGACUCGGAGUCCUCGUUAUUCUGAAGAUCGUGGGAAUCAUAGCUCUCUGCAGUUCAGUCGUCAUCGUUGAGUGCUGGCUCAGAAUGAGAUUUCGCGACAAACCGGUGAAGGACUCACAAGAAGCAGACUAUGUCAACACAGUGGAGGAGAGUCGAGCCUCUUGAGGAGAAGAAGAAGAUGUUAAAUCCAUCAUCAGUGAUGUGAUUUAUUCUUUCGAAUUAUGUCGAACGACAUGUUUGUCAUUCACGUAGUGAAAUCUGUUGUUUGGUGGAUCACAGAGUUUUUCAGUGUUGUAGAGAUGAACUGGUUCUGAUCAGUAGAGGAUAAACAGACACGUGAUUCACAGCUUGAUAUUUUCUUUGUGCAUUUAAAUUACUUUAAUCUGCAUUUCUUAAUUGAUGUUGUUCAAGUUUAUGUUGAUUUCAUGAGUAAAAUGUAUCUUCACUGUAUUCUUGUUUGUUCUUGUUGUAGUUGUUUGAAUGUUUUAUCAACAGAAGUGUUUUCCUUUUGAUUAAAAC